Alternaria rosae is the source of this 1778-nucleotide messenger RNA. Its product is annotated as galactose mutarotase-like domain-containing protein. Gene Ontology annotation, biological process: carbohydrate metabolic process. The coding region runs from base 118 to 1776 and encodes 552 amino acids. The record is from RefSeq and is a predicted model, not a curated record. Gene Ontology annotation, molecular function: carbohydrate binding; catalytic activity. The transcript has 2 exons. NCBI's taxonomy places the organism in Eukaryota, Fungi, Ascomycota, Dothideomycetes, Pleosporales, Pleosporaceae.
UAUCUCGACUGUUACUGCACUCCAUCUGGCUUCUGGACACCCGGUCGAGGAAGCAAUGUUCAGUAUCAACUGUUUAAUGGCGCGGAUUCCACUGGAAACCCAUAUGGUGGCAUCAGUAUGGGCGAGACGUACGCCCCGACUGGUCAGAGGCUAGAGCAAUACUGGUUUCUGAGAGAGGGGGAAACAGGUCUGCAUACCUUCAGUCGUGUGGUAUACAAUAACAAGACUACUCCCUUUUUGCGCAACCUGCAAGAGUUCCGCACGCUGUUCAGACCCAACCACGAACCCGCGCUCUUCACGCACUUCGUUACAAACGAGAAGUUUGCUGCACCCCGCCCAGAUACCGAGGGACAGGUCACUGUUCAAGACGCUACAUGGUGGUUAGCCAACAAGGAAGAUCCUUACGUUACUGGUGUAGGAGACUACUUCACCAAGUACACCUUUCAAGACACGUGGCGUGAUCACAAGGCCCAUGGUAUGUACGCCGACGGUACCGGUAGCGCCAACGGCUCAACCUACGGCGCCUGGCUCGUACAUAAUACGGUCGAGACAUAUUUCAACGGCCCCGUGCAUUCCGACCUCGUCGUCGAUGGCAUCGUGUACAACUACAUGGUCUCCAACCACCAUGGCGAUCAGACACCUAACAUUACCGAUGGUUUCGACCGUACCUUUGGGCCACAAUACUUCCACUUCAACUCAGGCGGCUCGCUCGAAGAACUCCGAGAAGAUGCCGAGCAGUACGGUCUUCGUCCAGAAUGGAACGCCGACUUCUAUGAUUCCAUUGCAAAGCACGUCCCAAACCUCGUCCCAACAUCCGGUCGCGGUACCUUCAACGCAAAGAUCAACCUGCCCAAGGGAGCCAAGAACCCCAUCGCUAUUCUCACCGAAAGUGGUCACAACUUCCAAGAUAACGUCUUCGACACGAAAGCAUACCAAUACUGGGAAGACAUCUCCCCCACCGGCGAAGUCACGAUCCCCCGUGUAAAAGCCGGAAACUACCGCCUGACAGUCUACGCCGACGGUAUCUUUGGCGACUACAUCCAAGACGACGUUUCCGUCUCCGCAGGAGAAGACACUUCCAUAACAGCGACAUGGACCCCCGAAUCCGCCGGCACAGAACUCUUCCGCAUCGGCACCCCCGAUAAAUCCUCGGGCGAAUACCGCCAUGGCUACGCUCAAUCCCCCACGCAUCCCCUCCUCACAGAAGAAUACCGGCUCUACUGGGGUGCUUACGAUUUCAUUGACGAGUUCCCCGAAGGCGUGACGUAUAAAGUCGGUACGGAUGACGAGUCCCAAGCACUCAACUACGUACACUGGGCUGUCUACGGCGGAAAAGCAAACUACGAGCGUCCGGAACCUGUUCCUGAUCAUCCUUACAACUGGACUAUUCUGUUUGAUGCCAAGGCGAACGAAUUGAGGAACAGGACUACGGCGACGUUUACCGUGCAGCUUGCUGGUGCGAAGACAGCGGCAGGGAACACGGAUGUGUUUAAUGCGAGUGAGCCGUAUUCAAAUCUGCCGUACACGGUUAAUGUGAAUGGGGUGGAUCUUGAACCUUGGGUUAUUCCAUACAAUCAAUCCUCAUCCUGCGCCGUCCGCUCAGCGGUCAUAUGCUACAAUCUCGCGCACAAGUUCCUUUUCCCAAGUUCUAUGCUGAAGGAAGGAGAGAACAGUCUAGUUCUUAGCUUGCCGUACAACGGUACCAAUUAUGAGAGUGCAUUAUUGCCGGAAUCGGUGUAUGUCCAGUAUGACGCGAUGAGAUUGGAGGUGAAGUAGAU